This is a messenger RNA of Exophiala xenobiotica, 1329 nucleotides long. RefSeq lists its product as uncharacterized. Lineage: Eukaryota; Fungi; Ascomycota; Eurotiomycetes; Chaetothyriales; Herpotrichiellaceae. Gene Ontology annotation, biological process: regulation of cyclin-dependent protein serine/threonine kinase activity; regulation of transcription by RNA polymerase II. Bases 86 to 1210 code for a protein of 374 amino acids. Gene Ontology annotation, molecular function: cyclin-dependent protein serine/threonine kinase regulator activity. The record is from RefSeq and is a predicted model, not a curated record. Gene Ontology annotation, cellular component: nucleus; transcription factor TFIIK complex. The transcript is spliced from 2 exons.
CGAAGCAAGUAGUCGUCGAUUAUCUAGGCACUGAGCAUUAUCUGCUAAGAUUUAGGCUUAUUGCUAUGGGUAUCUCGAGGCUAUCAUGAUUGAAGACGAUACCUACAGAGCGUCGUCACAAUAUCGCCUCUGGUCAUACACUAGACAAACCCUCGCUCAGAUACGCCAAACCACCAACAACCUCGCGUCCGAACGUGUCAAAGCUGCGUUCCGGAGAGUGCAGGCUGCGAAAUCAACUGAAAAUGGAUCACUUUCCGAUCGCGAAAACGUUGACCAGGCCCCGGUCGACGUGCAGACCUUGACAGUCGAUGAGGAGUUGAAGAUCGUGGAAUGGGGUUGCUCAAAAAUCCAAGAUAUGGGUGAGGCUAUGAAUCCUCGCAUACCAUCAAAUGUCGUGGCUACGGCAAUUCAAUAUCUCCGCCGCUUCUAUCUUACAAAUUCGCCCAUGACGUAUAAUCCAAAGCAGAUUAUCACCUGCGCUCUCUACCUGGCCACGAAAGCGGACCAUUUUUACAUUUCGUUGUCCAAGUUUGUGGCAGAGCUGGAAGAUUUGACUGAAGACGACGUCAAAGCUCCAGAGUUCCUGCUACUACAAGGUCUCCGAUUUACGCUCGAUGUCCGUCAUCCCAUGAAAGGCCUGGCAGGGGGCCAUAUCGAGAUGAACGUGAUGGCCGAGGAAGGUCGACUCGGAACGAUAUCGACUUCGACAGGCUCGACGAAGAGGAUAGGCCAGGCUGCUGACCUCGCGAAGAAGUUACUGGCCACUGCUGCUCAGAUGACAGAUGCGUAUUUCCUCUUUACGCCCAGUCAAAUUUGGCUAGCUGCCAUGAUGGUCGCGGAUAGAGAACUUGUUGAGGUAUAUCUGCAGCAGAAACUGUCCCAGCUGCCGAUCAACGAUGCUGCCACGGGGUGGAAGGAGAAACUCGUGUCAACCAUUUCCGCCUGUGCUGCACUACUUGAAUCGUACCGGUCACCUGAAGACGAUUCCACUCAGCGUAAGGAGAUUAGACGGAUUGGAAAGAAAUUGGUCAUCUGUCAGAACCCCGAGAAAACAGAUAUUGUUGCUGCGACAAGGGCCAAGGCUGCCGAGAAGAGAGAGGGAGAUGGUAGUGAUGCGGAAAAGGCGCUCAAGAAGCGAAAACUAGAGAGGGAGAGACUGGAGGGGGACGGUAGUGUCUUUGGUCCAGACCUGAGAGACAUAUCUACAUGAUUACAGUGGAAGGUCUCUUAGCCCAGAGAACAUCAAGCAGACCGGGGCGGGGAAUGGCAGAGGCUUUUCCCUCAGUCCUGUCUGUAUCCAUAAUGAUGGCAAAAGGCAUUCUCUUCUUA